Messenger RNA from Bombina bombina (fire-bellied toad), 1511 nucleotides. Its product is annotated as oocyte zinc finger protein XlCOF6.1-like. The transcript has 7 exons. The record is from RefSeq and is a predicted model, not a curated record. NCBI's taxonomy places the organism in Eukaryota, Metazoa, Chordata, Amphibia, Anura, Bombinatoridae. Bases 173 to 1426 code for a protein of 417 amino acids.
GGCUGGAUGGGAACUAGUUGCUACCGUUCUAGAUUUCUACAAGAACAGUGCCCACUUUGUAUACUGGCUCCUGUUACUGUGAAGAUCACGUACAAUAUACAUCACUGUGUUUGCCAGUAAAGGAGAAGAAUUAUAAGAAUAUCUGACAAAUUCAGUUGCGCUGAACAAGACAAUGUCUGACAUGACUGAGAACCAAACCUCAUAUGUUCUUGAUGCAAACGGAGGGGGUCUAAAGAUAAACCCGGGCACUGGGCUAUUAAAUGUGAAGGAAGAGGAUGAGACAGAUGACAUGAAGAGUCAUCAGACUGAAAUACAUUGGUCCCUCCCUGCCGAUGCAGAUAACGCUGAUAUAGUGAAACCUGAAGUAACAGAAGAUCUGUAUACACGUGAUCAGGUGAAGACUGAGGAGAAUGAAGUUCCUAUAAAUACAGCUACAGAUAACGCUGAUGUAGUGAAAGUUGAGAUAACAGAAGAUCUUCAUCUGAGGCAUCAGCUGGAUCUAGAAACCAGUGACAGUAUCAGUUCAGACGAAGACGACGCUGAUAUAGUGAAAGUUGAGAUAACAGAAGAUCUGUAUAUGUGUGAUCCGGUGAAGACUGAGGAGGAUGAAGUUCCUAUAAAUACGGAUACAGUUGAAUUUACAAACUGCAAUAAUCCCAGUUAUGCUCAGAGUGCUGAUGCUUCAUUCAAUCUUCUUCAAAAUCAAAGCCACAGACAAAAUGUGUGUUCUGUAUGUGGGAAAUCUUUUACCAGGAAAUUAUCUCUUAUCGAACAUCUGAAAAUCCAUACUGGAGAGAGAGAAUUUUCAUGUUCUCUAUGUGGGAAAUGUUUUACAACAAAAUCAAAUCUUAUUGGCCAUCAGAAAAUUCAUACAGGGGAGAAAGCAUUUUCAUGUUCUGACUGUGAAAAAUGUUUUACUCUGAAAUCAGAUCUUUUUAGACAUCAGAAAACUCAUACAGGAGAGAAAGCAUUUCCAUGUUCUGAAUGUGGCAGAAGUUUUACUCUGAAAUCAACGCUUAUUAGGCACCAUAAAACUCACACAGGUGAGAAAGGAUAUUCAUGCUCUGAAUGUGGGAAAUGUUUUGCUCUGAAAACAACUCUUAAUGAUCAUCAGAAAAUUCAUACAGGAGAGAAAAGAUUUUCAUGUUCUGUCUGUGGGAAAUGUUUCACUCUGAAAUCAUACUGUAUUAAGCAUCAGAGAAUUCAUACAAGAGAGAAAACAUUUUCAUGUUCUGAAUGUGGGAAAUGUUUUACUUUGAAAUCAUCUCUUAGUAGGCAUCAGAAAAUUCAUACAGGGGAGGAAGGAUUUCUAUGUUCUCAAUGUGGGAAAUGUUUUAAUCGUAAAUCAAAUCUUAUUACUCAUCAGAAAACUCAUAAGGAGAGAAUGCAUUUUAAUGUUAUGAAUGUUGGAAAUAUUUUACCCUGAUAGGAAAUCUUGUUACUGAAAGGGCAUUAAUCACUUUGAGAUUGUAAUAUAAAGUGUUAAUAUAUAAAAAAUAUUUUGCUAUAUA